Molecule: messenger RNA, 810 nt
Organism: Triticum dicoccoides
Lineage: Eukaryota; Viridiplantae; Streptophyta; Magnoliopsida; Poales; Poaceae
Product: protein diaphanous homolog 1-like
Exons: 2
Coding region: 305-703 (132 amino acids)
Source: RefSeq, a predicted model, not a curated record
GGUGGCUGGCUACAGCCACUUACCGGCACCCGGCUGCCAAAGGUGGGGCGGAGCUUUGGUGUGUGCGUUUACUGCUGCGGCUGGGGCGGCGGUGGCCUGCUCGUCGGCGCAUAGGGGCCUGGGGUGGAGUCCCCAUGCCGUGGUGGUGGAGCUCGUGCCCGUGAGUGGCUGGUGACUAUGGGGGGCUGUGGUGCUGGUUUGCAGUGGCGGCUCGGUUGCUCGCCAGAUCUAGCGGCUGGCCAGCACAUGCAGGAGCUGGCUGGGCCUGUGGCGGAGGCGGCCUGGUGGUGCUGCUCGUCUGCCGAUGGCCCAAGAAUUCUGUGGCCGCUCGGGUGAAGGCCCCCAGUUUUCUCUUCUCGUUAGCUCUUCUAUAGAGAUGGCCAUGGCCGCCCGAUGCCCAAGCACCGCCGGCGUCCAGACCCCAUCCACGCUAUCCCCAUCUCGCCGGAGACCUGCACCAAGUCCCAUCCAGCGUCCGCACCACCACCUUCGGCCCCUGCCCCGCAGCUCUGCAGCCCGAGCGCUUCAGCCACCUCCCAAAGCAGAGGAGAGGAGCUCCCUGCCACGAGCCUUUCCAGUGCCGGCAAACCAGCAGGCCGACCCGCCCCCUACUCCGCCAAGCUUCACCAUCGCUGGGAUGCCCCCUCCUCCCCUUCCCCGCUUGGAUCUGGCAGGCGCCGGGGCGGUGGCGUCGUCCCCGUGAUGUCGCGCAAACAUGAAACGUUUUUCCAGAGUGCCACUUAAACAGGGACUGCGGGCUUAUUUCAAAGAAAUAGAGGGGCUUUUGCGCAAAAACGCCAACGACGUACG